Molecule: messenger RNA, 2983 nt
Organism: Sinocyclocheilus grahami
Lineage: Eukaryota; Metazoa; Chordata; Actinopteri; Cypriniformes; Cyprinidae
Product: AMP deaminase 2-like
Exons: 20
Coding region: 487-2964 (825 amino acids)
Biological process (GO): IMP salvage; AMP metabolic process
Cellular component (GO): cytosol
Molecular function (GO): AMP deaminase activity
Source: RefSeq, a predicted model, not a curated record
GCGCGACUCCAUUUUUCGGCGAUUUUUAUCAAAGUUCCUGAACAAUUUGAACGCUCCGAAUCUACUCCCGAGUUCAUCAACGAGCUGAAUCUGGAUUAACGGAAGAAUUUAAGCAGUUAUUCGGCUGACAUCAAACACCGAAACUACCUACCAUUAGGCUAUCAUUGUUAUUAGCAUCAUCUUUUCCUCAGCAGCAGAGUUUGGAUCAAACCGGAUCAGCAUCUACAGACAUGUCGAUGAUGUCAUUCUUGCUGCAUGGUUACUGCAGCAACAGAUCAAAAUGAGGCUGAGCAUGUUGUGGGGGAAUCCUAAGCCCCUCCCCUCUGCUGAUGUAUGAAGGGAGUGGCUCCGCCUCCACCUCUGCGCUAAGAGAUCCCCAAGCCCCGCCCCCUGUGCAUGUCUUCCUGCUCUGAUAAGAGAGUCUCCUAGCACCCGUCCCCUCUCUCUCUCUCCAUCUGUCCCGUGUGCAGACGGACGGUCGGCAGCAUGUCGGACCCCAGCGCAGCUCCGGCGCAGAGCAAAAGCAAAACUAAACCCUGCAAGAGAGGCAGUUUACACAGCAGGACCAGCCCAGAUCUGUGUGGCUCUGCUGACGUAAGGCCUUUGAUGUCCCAGCGCUCUCUGCCCGGCACACCAGUCACCCACAAACACCUGCCUAUCGACCUGCGCACAUCCAUGGACGGCAAAUACAAGGAGAUCGCUGAGGAGCUGCUGGCGAGGAGUCUGACGGACAGCGACAUGCGUUGCGCUCCGUACGAGUUUCCUGAAGAGAGUCCUAUUGAACAGCUGGAGGAGAAACGCCACCGUCUGGAGCGACAGAUCAGUCAAGACGUCAAGCUUGAGCCCGAGAUUCUGCUGCGAGCGAAACAAGACUUCAUGAAAAUAGACAGCGCUGCAGACCUGGAGUAUCUGAAGGACUGUCAUGUGGACGAGGUGGACCUGCAUCAUAUGGAGACACUUGUGGAGAAAAACUUCCAGCGCGUGUCCAUCUCAGGAGAGGAGAAGUGUGGGGUGCCGUUCACGGAUCUGGUGGAUGCAGCGAAGUGUGUUGUGAAGGCCUUGUUCAUCAGAGAGAAGUACAUGGCUCUGUCUCUGCAGACCUUCUAUAAAACCACUGGACGAUCCCUGCAGGAGCUCAGCCAGAGACCGCCGGACAUCGACGCAUACGAGGACCUUCACGAGAGUCCGGUUGACUCAGACAUGUCCGUUCACGCGCCGGUGUCAGAAACGCACCCGUACGAGGGGCAGGACAUGAAGAACCUGCCGCCGGACGCUGGAUACAGCUGCAAGAUGGUGGAUGGAGUCAUUCACGUCUACACCGCACAAAACCCCAUGGACAAGAGCACCGAGCUGGACCUGCCGUAUCCAGACCUGCAGGAAUACAUCGCCGACAUGAACGUGAUGAUGGCGCUCAUCAUUAACGGCCCCGUGAAGUCGUUCUGUUACCGGCGGCUGCAGUAUCUGAGCUCCAAGUUUCAGAUGCACGUCCUGCUGAACGAGAUGAAGGAGCUCGCCGCGCAGAAGAAGGUGCCGCACAGAGACUUCUACAACAUACGCAAGGUGGACACGCACAUCCACGCCUCGUCCUGCAUGAACCAGAAGCACCUGCUGCGCUUCAUCAAGAGCUCCAUGAAGAAGUACCCGGACGAGAUCGUGCGCAUGCAGGGCGGCCGCGGCCAGACGAUGAUGGAGGUGUUCGAGAACAUGAACCUGACGGCGUACGACCUGAGCGUGGACACGCUGGACAUGCACGCGGACAGGAACACCUUCCACCGCUUCGACAAAUUCAACUCAAAAUACAACCCCAUCGGAGAGUCCAUCCUCAGAGAGAUCUUCAUCAAGACCGACAACCACAUCCACGGGAAGUACUUCGGACACAUCGUCAAGGAAGUGAUGUCAGACCUGGAGGAGAGCAAGUAUCAGAACGCUGAGCUGCGUCUGUCCAUUUACGGCCGAUCCAUGGAUGAGUGGGACAAACUGGCGCUGUGGGCCGUCUCUCACUCAGUCUACUCUGACAACGUCCGCUGGCUCGUCCAGAUCCCACGACUCUUUGACGUUUACCGCACUAAGCAGCAGCUGAGUAACUUCCAGCAGAUGCUGGAGAACAUCUUCCUGCCGCUGUUCGAGGUCACCAUCAAUCCCAGCAGCCACCCGCAGCUGCACCUGUUACUGCAGCAUGUGGUGGGAUUCGACAGCGUGGACGACGAGUCCAAACCGGAGCAUCACGUCUUCAACCUGGACAGUCCGUCUCCGGCGCGCUGGUGUGACGACGACAACCCGCCGUACUCCUACUACCUGUACUACAUGUACGUCAACAUGACCGUCCUCAACCACCUGCGCAGGAGGCGGGGCUUCAACACCUUCGUACUGCGACCUCACUGCGGGGAGGCGGGGCCUAUCCAUCACCUGGUGUCUGGAUUCAUGCUGUCAGAAAACAUCUCCCACGGACUACUGCUCAGGAAGGCUCCGGUCCUGCAGUAUCUGUAUUAUCUGGCUCAGGUGGGCAUCGCCAUGUCUCCGCUCAGCAACAACAGUCUGUUUCUGAGUUACCAUCGCAACCCUCUGCCUGAGUAUCUGUCCCGCGGCCUGAUGGUGUCGCUGUCCACCGACGACCCGCUGCAGUUCCACUUCACUAAGGAGCCUCUGAUGGAGGAGUACAGCAUCGCCGCUCAGGUGUGGAAACUGAGCUCAUGUGACAUGUGUGAACUCGCUAGAAACAGUGUGUUAAUGAGCGGCUUCUCACACAAGAGUAAGAGUCAUUGGCUGGGUCCUGAUUACACUAAAGAGGGUCCCAUCAGUAACGACAUUCGGCGCACAAACGUCCCAGAUAUCCGUGUGGGGUAUCGAUACGAGACUCUGUGUGAAGAGCUGCACCUGAUCACGCAGGCCAUACGAACGCAGGAGCUGGACAGAAUCGAGGAGGAGGACGGGCUAUCAUUCACAUCCAGCCAACCAACACGCUAGAGACGAGCCCUGACCCCGC